UUUCUGCCAUUUUGUGUUCUGCGUCUCGUCGGGAAAAAAAUAAAAUAGAAGGAAGUGAGACAGUGAGAAAGAAAAUUAUUAUUUCGCAAAACAGAAAAAAAUAAUAAGAAAUAUGUCCGAUUAUCGUUCACAAUCACGCGGCGGCGGACGUGGUGGCCAGGAUUAUUCGAAUGAUGAUGAUCCGCCGAUGUCGCGGCUAUUUAUAAUUUGCAACAAAGCGCAUACCGAAGAAGAUUUUCGCGAAGCGUUCUCAAAGUACGGGGAGAUAGAAGAUAUUUGGGUGGUUAAGGAUAAACACACACAGGAGAACAAAGGCAUUGCAUAUGUCAAGUUUUCGAAGACUUCCGAUGCCGCUAAGGCGCAGGAAGAGAUGAAUGGCAAAACGAUUGGAAAAACAGAUAGAACUCUCAAGGUGCUGGUUGCCGCAAAUCGUAAUCAAGGUUCAAAUAAAUCUGAAAACGAGCAGGAAAAGUAUGUGCGACUGUUUAUUGUCAUACCAAAAACAGCGACCGAAGAUGACAUACGUGAUGAGUUUGUGCAAUGGGGUGAGGUGGAGAAUGUGACCAUUGUGCGGGAGAAGAACAAUGGCAGUCCAAAGGGUUUUGGAUACGUGCGUUUUACAAAAUUCUAUUAUGCCGCAGUAGCAUUCGAAAAUUGUUCUGCUAAAUACAAGGCAGUCUUUGCCGAGCCAAAGGGUUCUUCGCGCACACAACGUGACCAAUACGGGCGUCUGGCUGAUGAUAGUCCCAUAUAUGGCUCGGGACGUGGCGGAGGAGGAGGAGGCGGUGGUGGAGGCGGCUCCAAUUACAAUGGCGGUGGUAAUGGAGGCGGUAGCGGCGGAGGUGGUAGUUACAACAACGAUUGGAAUGCAUCGGUCAACAGUGAUAUGUCGGCAUUUUUACGCAUGCAAAACGUCCCCGUCCCACAGCCCACAUGCCUCGAGGUGACGGUCAGCAAUUGUGUUAACCAGGAUCAGUUAUGGCGACUCUUUGACAUUAUACCCGGCCUCGACUAUUGUCAAAUCAUGCGCGAACAUGGACCGCGGACAAAUGAAGCCGUUGUUGUCUACGACAAUCCAGAAGCUGCGAUUUAUGCCAAAGACAAACUGCAUGGCCUGGAAUAUCCGAUGGGUGAACGCAUAAUUGUCAAAGUAAAUGGCAUGAGUUCAGCUCGCAUGGACACCUCGUUUAUAGACAAACGCACUAAAAAGGACGCUAUUUGCAAUGUACCUUUGCCACCAACACAACCACUUGCAUCUCCCGAUUCUCAAGUUGCUCAAAGGCUUUUUAUUGUGCUCUCAGCUAAUCUGCCGCACUCAAUAUUGAAGAAUAUAUUCUCCUGCUGGAAAGGACUUAUUGAUGUCUAUCUGCUGCCGAAUAAAAAUUGCGGAUACGUCAAAUAUUCGGAACGGGAAAGUGCCCAAAAGGCAAUAACUGUGUUGAAUGGUGCAGAAAUCUGUGGCACUAAAAUAAAGGUUAUGGAAGCGGAGGAACGAAGUGGCUCCGAUGGUGACGAUAGUGGCAGGAAGCGAUUACGACGAAAUUAAGUCCAUAGUUUUGGAAUGCGUUGAACGCCUGAUCUGAGACCCCACUGACAACAACAUACUACUUAACAAAAAGAACAUAAUGUACGAGUAGUUUACAGAAAACAGAUCAAUUAAACAGUUCAACUGACCAACAACCGCCCAAAAAACACUACGGAAUCAACCAGAACGAGAACCACAACAAUCACAAUCAAAACUGAGUGAAAACACGAGUGAACAGAAGUGAACAGACACGGAAAACGGAAACAAGAUACGAGAAAACAAGAACUACCAAACAACCAACUUUACACAAUUUUGACUUGUUUUUGUGUGCGCUGUUUGUACUGAAGAGACCCAAUAAAGACCAGACCUAAACGGAGCCAACGAAACCAUGAAACAAUGAAUGCAAAAAACAAAAAAAAAAAACCAACCACUAAC
This is a messenger RNA of Drosophila albomicans, 1960 nucleotides long. Its product is annotated as RNA-binding protein 45. The coding region runs from base 113 to 1546 and encodes 477 amino acids. The record is from RefSeq and is a predicted model, not a curated record. The transcript is spliced from 9 exons. NCBI's taxonomy places the organism in Eukaryota, Metazoa, Arthropoda, Insecta, Diptera, Drosophilidae. Gene Ontology annotation, molecular function: RNA binding.